Molecule: messenger RNA, 945 nt
Organism: Paramecium octaurelia
Lineage: Eukaryota; Ciliophora; Oligohymenophorea; Peniculida; Parameciidae
Source: the annotation of a GenBank genome assembly
AUGAAUCACCACAGUUGGGAUGCUUACAGCAAAAGUUAUUUAAACAUUUAAAAAAAUCCAGCAUCAUUUUAACUAUCCUUGAUGAACAUGUUGAGAUUUGAAGAAGCAGAGGAGUAAUAAUUAUAAAUUAAUUUUAGUAUUUUAGAUGCAGGAUGUGCAGGUGGACAAUUACAUUAAUACAUCUUACAAUAAAGGAAAAAGAAUUGUAAAUUGACUGGAUGCGAUUAUUCUAUUGAAAUGGUCAAACUAGCCACAGCAAGAAUGCUUAAAUUUUUAAAUAAUCCACUCCAAGGAGGAAUUUCAGAAAUCAGCCCUUAAGAUGUUGAAAAUGUUGAUCUAAGUAUAUUGGAUAUAUCAUCAUUAGAUAGUCCAUUGUUAGAAUAAAACAACUAUAAAAUUUUUCAAGGAGAUGUCCAGUCAUUACCAUAAUUGAAUAAUAAUUAAUUUGAUAUCUAUAUAUCAAAUAUGGUGCUACAUUUAGUUGAGAAUAAAGAUUAAGCAAUAUAGGAGGCUUUCAGAAUACUAAAGCCUGGAGGCAAAAUAGGAAUUGUAAUUCCAGUUGUUUCUGGAAAUUUAAUGAUGCAUACAUUGACUAAAUGCUUCAUAGAAUCUGGUUUAAUUAAAGAAAUGCCAUUUAAACCAACAGAUUUUGAAAAUCGAGAAGGAAUGAUAAAUUUCAUAAGUAAACAUGGUUUCAAAGAUAUAGGUAUAUAAAUAGAAUGAUUAAUUUAAAUAGUAUGUUGGAAUCAAACAAUUCCGUUUGAUCUUUUUGAUAUUGAUGAUAAUUACAUUUUCCCAUAAUUUAGAGAAAUUCUAGAUAAAGCUCCAAAAGAAUAAGUCGAUUAAUUCUAUGCAUUAUUCAAAUAAGAAGUAUAAAAUAGAUUGGCUUUAAAUCUUCCAUUUACAGUUGAAUCAAUGUCUUUGAUAGCAAAAAAACCAUCAUGA